UUCCGGGCGACUCAACCCUGCCGGCGGCGGCAUUAUCGUCAGUUUUCCGCGUUUCCUUCCUGAAGUGCAAGCGUGGCGGUCAUGCCUUGGAUACUCUCGGCAACUAAGCUUGUUCCCGCGGUAGCAAGCGCCCGCAGCCUCUCAGGAUGCAUGUCAUGUUCACAGCGAAGGUACUCCCUGCAGCCCAUCCGAGAGAGGAGGAUUCCAAACCGAUACUUAGGCCAGCCCAGCCCCUUUACACACCCACACCUCCUCAGACCAGGGGAGGUGACACCAGGACUAUCCCAGGUGGAAUAUGCACUUCGCAGACACAAACUAAUAUCUCUGAUCCACAAGGAAGCACAAGGGCAGAGUGGUACAGACCACACAGUGGUACUGCUGUCCAACCCUACAUACUAUAUGAGCAAUGAUAUCCCCUAUACUUUCCACCAAGACAACAAUUUCCUGUACCUGUGUGGAUUCCAAGAGCCUGAUAGCAUUCUGGUCCUUCAAAGCCUCCCCGGCAAGCAGUUACCAGCACACAAGGCCAUACUUUUUGUGCCUCAGAGAGAUCCCAGUCGAGAACUUUGGGAUGGCCCCCGAUCUGGUACUGAUGGAGCAAUAGCUCUAACUGGAGUGGAUGAAGCCUAUACGCUGGAAGAAUUUCAACAUCUUGUACCAAAACUGAAAGCCGAGACACAUACACUGUGGUAUGACUGGAUGAGGCCCCCUCACAUUCAGCUCCACUGUGACUACAUGCAGCAGUUGACAGAGGUCAAAGCCAGGAGCAAGAACAAGGUUCGGGCUGUGCAGCAGCUGGUACAGCGUCUCAGGCUGAUCAAAUCUCCUGCAGAAAUUGAACGAAUGCAGAUUGCUGGGAAACUGACAUCACAGGCUUUCAUAGAGACCAUGUUUGCCAGUAAAGCCCCUGUAGAGGAAGGCUUUCUUUAUGCUAAGUUUGAAUUUGAAUGCCGGGCCCGUGGUGCAGACAUCUUAGCCUACCCACCUGUGGUGGCUGGAGGUAAUCGGUCAAACACUCUGCACUAUGUGAAGAACAAUCAACGCAUCAAGGAUGGGGAAAUGGUGCUUCUGGAUGGAGGUUGUGAGUCUUCUUGCUAUGUGAGUGACAUCACUCGUACCUGGCCUGUCAAUGGCAGGUUCACGGCACCUCAGGCAGAACUCUAUGAAGCUGUUCUAGAAGUCCAGAAAGAUUGUGUGACCCUCUGCUCCCCUGGAACAAGCUUGGAUAACAUCUACAGCAUGAUGCUAACACUGAUAGGACAGAAGCUUAAAGAGUUGGGGAUCGUGAAGAACAUUAAGGAAAAUAAUGCCUUCAAGGCUGCUCGAAAAUACUGCCCGCAUCAUGUUGGCCAUUACCUCGGGAUGGAUGUCCACGACACUCCAGACAUGCCCCGCUCCCUCCCUCUGCAGCCUGGCAUGGUAAUCACAGUGGAGCCAGGUAUUUAUAUUCCGGAGGAUGACAAAGACGCCCCUGAGAGGUUCCGUGGUCUUGGUGUACGAAUUGAGGAUGAUGUAGUGGUAACAGAGGACUCACCUCUCAUCCUUUCUGCAGAUUGUCCCAAAGAGAUGAAUGACAUCGAACAGAUAUGCAAUAGGGCCUCUUGACCCUCAGUGUGGCCCACAUGCAUCUUAGGUUCAGAAGGAGUGGACGUUGGCCUCUGUGCACGUGUACUUUCUGGGGGUCUCUGUGUGGACAUUUAUACACGUGUUCCACUGGAGAGUGCAGCAGGUAUAUGAGUGUAUGUAGUUGUGUAUGUGGUCUUUUCUUGUUUUAUGUAGCUAGAAAUCUGGGAAAUUGAGUUUUUGGAUUAUAUGUUACUGCAACUUUAGUAACAUUAAUUCUGUAGAAUUAAUGACUCAGACAAGUUUAGUUUUCAGAUGUAAAGAAAGAUCUUGGUUACAUAUGUCCACGCAUCCCAGUUAGCACAUGGAGAAAAUUCUCUGCUUCUCUCCAGGUCCUUCCCCUCUGCACUUUUCCUGAGAUCUACCUAAUAUCAUAAGAUUUUUGUGUAAUGCUUAUAUAUUUUGAGCCAAUCACCAAGGUCUUUCCCUACACUGAAAACCACCCAUCAGUGAUUGUGGGUGGCCAGUAUAUACCUUCCAUAACACCUGCCUACCUAUCCAGGAGCCCAUGUAUCUACCGGAGCCAUGUGAGCCCUCAGGGCACUGGUGUCCUACAGUCACACCAUUCAGCCACAGUCCAGAUUCCAGCAACACUAGCUAUCGAACAAAACAUUUUUGAGCCUUUCUUGCUAUUUGGUUACCUGGGACCUGGAAGCUGUUUAGAUUCUUGAUAAGGAAGGAAAUGAAAGAGAAAGAAAAGUAUGUGUGUCUGCUGUAGAUCCAGACCGCCAUCCGUCUGUUCUCAGUCUAAAGUUGAUUCCUUUCCCAGACAUCCAUGCUUUCUUUAUAGAUUCUUAAUGCAUUGACCCUCAGCACACCCUUGAAGCUGCUUCCCUGGCCAAGGGCAGAUCCUCUACUUACCCUAUUAAAGUCAGAGGAAUGGCACCCAGUAUUCAGAGAGACACCCCAGUUAUUAUUCUGUGAUUUCCUCUAGUGCCAAUAAAAACAAAAUAUGCAACCCGCUCAGUACCUGUAAACACCCUGUGAUCCUUUCCUUCCUUGGACGUUAGCACUGGAAGGACAAUGGUAAAGACUCAUGUUUCCCUCAACACAGUGUUGGAUGCAAUUAUAUAAUACUCAGUUUGUGAAGUGAACAGGGCUAGACUGCUGCAGAUAGGUUAUUUGGGAGCUCCUAUCAUAGGGGAAAGCUUUAAGAACUAGUGUGUUCACCUCCUUUAAACCUGCAUAUGAGCUCAAGAUGUAUAAAACAUGCUGAUUAUUAGAACAUAAAUUCGAAAAAUUUUAAGAAAAUAUUUGCAUUAGGGAAGAACAGGCUAGGAGAUUAACACUCCUUGCAGUGCUAGAGGUUUGCCCAUCUUGUCAGAAAAACCCAAGGUACAGAGCCCAGAGCAGACAGGCAGUGACUUCAUCAGGAGACAAAGAUAAUGUUAGCGACCAAAGUGAUACAAAUUGUGUCCUGACAGUGCUCACCCGCAAAUGCUUGGCUGUGCUCAGCAGCUGUGGGAAUGGAUGGCUGCACAGCUGGAGUCAUCAUCCCUGCACCUGCCCUCCUCACCCCUCUCCAACUUCUCAGUCCUGUGCUUGUUACUUUCUAAGAGGGGACUAAAAAGAAACCCACAACUCUGGCUUCUCACUCCCUUGGCCUGUAUGGCCUCAACAACCUUUUUCUGGAAUUGGGUUACCUUUGUUCACUUACAAUCCUGGAAUAAGGAAUUUCCUUUUCUUCCUAUAAAUCAUUUUCUGUAGUCUUCAACUUUCUAGCUAAAAGCUUAGGCAGCUUUUAUGAAUAGCAGCCUACUUGGACAUGAAACAGACUUCUUCCAGCUGGACUCCUGGCAAGUUCUACAGGUGUUGCAAGUCACACGUAGAACGGCCGUUGUUUAAUUCUUCUGGUGAUUUAUAGUCCCUGACCCAGGCAUAUUGUCCUUUGAGUCCCCGAUUAACCACAGCAGCUAACAUUUGCAUCAGACUAUCAGAACCUUCAAGAAGUGACACAGUGUACAUCUCAGAGCAGCGGUUUAGGGACUGUCUGAUCUGUUCAGGAUUGGUUGAGCAGAUAAUUGUGCACAGUGCCGGAAUCUCAUUAAUUCUUAGCCUUACCACAGACAUGCCCCACAUUUCCCUCCUUGUUUCAGUAUAAUAAAUACUUCAUAUAUAUACACACCAAGCUCUCCUAAUGAAAACCUUAAUUUUUAAAAAAUGCUUCAAAUGUCACACUGAAAUUUUUCUCCCUGAAUUGAAGAGAUACAGCUAAAAUAUUAACAAUAAUCUAAAGGCAAGAAGUAUAUCUAGGGCUUCCCUGGUGGCGCAGUGGUUGAGAGUCCGCCUGCCGAUGCAGGGGACACAGGUUCGUGCCCCGGUCUGGGAAGAUCCCACAUGCGGCAGAGCAGCUGGGCCCGUGAGCCAUGGCUGCUGAGCCUGUGCAUCCGGAGCCUGUGCUCCACAACGGGAGAGGCCACAACAGUGAGAGGCCUGUGUACUGCAAAAAAAAAAAAAAAAGUAUAUUUAGAUGGCCUCUGCUGCAUACUUUUAUGGUUUUAUUUCAGGAAUUGUUAUUUUUCUCUAUAAUUAAACUGGGACUGUGUUUUUUAUUUGAAACACAGCAGUAGAAAUAGAAUAAUAACUCUCCUCUUCCCAUAGUCAUACCCAAGUUAGGAAGGUACUUCUUAUGGUGACUUAAAGUUCUCUUUGUGUGUCUUCUUUCAAAAUAUUGUUAUCUUUUUUAUUAAUUUUUGUAAGGUCAGAAAAGGAAAACUCCUACUAUAGACAUUAUAUCUUAAUUGGGUUUAAGAUCCAUAAGAUGAGUUAAAUCCCCGGAUAAAGACAUUGUAACUCAUUAAAAUAGAAAACUUGGGCUUUGUUGUUUUUCAAAACAUACAUAACCAGCAUCCUCCUUAGCUUUCUUAAUAAUAGAAGGAAUGCAAAUAUGAUGCAUGAGUGCUGCCUCUCCCUGUCCUGUGUCCAUGUCACAUCACAUGUACAGCAUAGUGGCUGUCCCACCAGUUCCACCUGUGACCCCAGAGUCCUUUGUAACACAGUGUUUCCAGUAACUGCUGUCAGUAAAACAAGAGUUGGGAUUUGAGUUAGACUCUGUCUACCAUCCCUCAACUGGCAUAUGAUCAAUAAUAAUGUAACUUAUUUGUGUUUGCAUGUUAGAAACUAAAUGAGGGCCCAGGAUGGUGGCAGCAUAAGGGAUCUUGCUUGGAAGAGGUUUUUACUGUGUGGUUUUUGUUUGUUUGUUUGUUUUUAAUUUUAGUUUCCUGAAGUGGGAUCUGUAUCCCAAAACUUAAGCUGAUAGGGUUAAGUUUUAAGCCUGGACAAAUAUACUUCAAGCUGAAGUGUUUAAUAAUCCUAAUAUGAGAAGGUGAAUACAUCAUUAAACCCUAAUUCUAGAGCAGAAUUCCACUGUCACAAAGCACGUCUGUCUUCCUGGCUCCUUUCACCUCUGCCUAUGUGUCACUGAGGAACUUGGGGUAAGCAUCAGUAUUAUUCAGAUCAGGGAUCCCCACUGAAACCAGGGCCUCCUGGGGUGUGCUUCAUGAGAAGCUGAGAGAACUGCAGUCUUUGUUAGCAUUUCUUAAUGCUUUGUAUGACUUUUGUGCAAUUAUAUAAGUUCAAUUUGGACAAAAUGCUGUUACUUUUUAAGGCCCUAUUGACUGAAAGUAGAUAUGUCAUUUCCCAACAAGGGAAGACCAUUUGUUACUGUCAUUUUAAAAAUAAACUAUAAAACGAUGUAAGAGUG
Lagenorhynchus albirostris (white-beaked dolphin) is the source of this 5326-nucleotide messenger RNA. It is a transcript of the gene XPNPEP3, whose product is annotated as X-prolyl aminopeptidase 3. Gene Ontology annotation, cellular component: mitochondrion. Gene Ontology annotation, molecular function: manganese ion binding; metalloaminopeptidase activity. Lineage: Eukaryota; Metazoa; Chordata; Mammalia; Artiodactyla; Delphinidae. The record is from RefSeq and is a predicted model, not a curated record. Bases 82 to 1605 code for a protein of 507 amino acids. The transcript has 10 exons.